Messenger RNA from Artibeus jamaicensis (Jamaican fruit-eating bat), 2541 nucleotides. RefSeq names its product POC5 centriolar protein (gene POC5). The transcript is spliced from 13 exons. NCBI's taxonomy places the organism in Eukaryota, Metazoa, Chordata, Mammalia, Chiroptera, Phyllostomidae. Gene Ontology annotation, cellular component: centrosome. The record is from RefSeq and is a predicted model, not a curated record. Bases 490 to 2220 code for a protein of 576 amino acids.
UUGCUGCUAAGGAAGCCCCAGUACUGGCUGUGGCUUUAGCGGUGACGCGGCCAGCAUUAGCGGACGCUGAAGUCUGGGUUCGUAGAGAGCUGCGACGGUGGGUAGCUGCGCCCUCGGUCGAUCCUGCACCCCUGGCAAAGGCAGUGGAGUGGGAUUUAAAGUUCCUUGGCCCGGAUUUUCGCUCCUGAGGCUCGUACAGGACGGGGCUGGGAGCAUCUUGCCCCGGACGCGGGCCUUUCUGCUAUUCUGCGGGGCGGCAAGGUCGAGAGCUUUUCCUCACCGAAGCGUGGAGAAGAGAGGGCAGGAAGGAGUGCCUGGAGUAUAGCAGUUGUGUCGCCAUAGGCUCUGGUCAUUUAAAACCCCACUGUGACUGAGACCUGCUCUACUUUCCACUGAAAUUGUUCAGGCAAAUACCAUAGUAACUUCCCAAUUUCAGAAUUCAAGAGACUCUCUCCAGGUCUCAUCUUUCUUUGCCAUUGUUGGUGCAGAAUGUCAUCAGAUGAGGAGAGGUGCUCCCUUCCAGGGACGCAGAACGACUCCAACCGAGGCAGCUCAGUCUCUUCAGACCUCCAGGAAGAGUAUGAAGAACUGCUUCGUUAUGCUAUAGUGACGCCAAAUAUUGAAUCGCGUGUUUCACAGCCAUCUCAUUCUAAGGGAGAAGUGGUGACAGAUGUUAGAUUUCCUACUAUAAUUGAUGAUAUUCUUCAUAAUCAAGUAGGAAAUAGCCCUGCAGAGAGAGAAGCAAAGAUGGAAGUUGGAAAAGGACGGGAUGUAAAUACUGUAAGUCAUCCAAAGACAGAAGGGUCAUCACCAGUAUCAUCACCAAGGAAGCCUUCUCACCCAGUCAUAGAUUUUUUCAGCUCAAAUCUUUUAGGCGACUCUUCCUCUGCAGGGUCCAACUCUAGUCCUGCAGGUGUUCAUGAACUGGCUGUGGGUGAUCUUGUUUCUGAUGAAAACCUUCAAAAGUUGGAAAACGUACUGGAUCUUUGGAGUUCAGGCCUUAAGACAAACGUCAUAUCUGAACUAACGAAAUGGAGACUAAAUUUUAUUGACUGGCAUCGUAUAGAAAUGAAAAAAGAGAAAGAAAAACAUGCAGCACAUUUAAAACAACUGUGCAACCAGAUCAACAGCUUGAAGGAGCUGCAAAAAGCCUAUGAAAUCUCUAUUGGGAGAAAAGAUGAGGUGAUUUCCAGCUUGUCUCAUGCCAUAGGCAAGCAAAAGGAAAGGAUAGAGUUGAUGAGAACAUUCUUCCACUGGCGAAUUGGCCAUGUCAAAUCCAGACAGGAUGUUUACGAAGGUAAACUAGCUGACCAGUACUUCCAGAGAACUUUACUGAAGAAAGUGUGGAGAGCCUGGCAUUCCACGGUGCAGAAGAAGUGGAAGGAUGUGGUGGAGCGAGCUUGUCAAGCAAGAGCUGAAGAAGUUUGUGUCCAGAUUUCCAAUGAUUAUGAAGCCAAAGUUGCUGUGUUAUCUGGAGCUUUGGAAAAUGCAAAAGCUGAAAUCCAAAGAAUGCAGCAUGAAAAAGAGCAGUUUGAAGAUUCCAUGAAGAAAGCUUUUAUGCGGGGUGUUUGUGCAUUAAAUCUUGAAGCCAUGACAAUAUUUCAAAACAGAAAUGAUACAGGGAUAGACUUCACAAAUAAUAAAAAGGAAGAAUAUGGUCCUGGUGUUCAAGGGAAAGAGCAUCCUGUUCAUUUGGAUCCUUCGGCUCCUCCAGUACCCUCAGCAGCUGCACCAGCACCAUCCUCAUCAGCAGCCACCAUGGGAGUGACCAGCACUGCUGCCUUUCCCUCUGUGGCUUCCAUCACUUCCACCGGGGCUGCUUCCGCUUCCUACACCCACCUUCCUGUUUCUGCUCCUCUCGGUGCUGGACCUACAGCUCCUGCUGCACCAGAAGAAAUGCACAUACCCAGAGUUGUGACAUCUGCACAGCAGAAAGCUGGAAGGACAAUUACGGCCCGUGUCACAGGGAGAUGUGACUUCGCUUCAAAACACAGAAUUAGCAGCAGUUUAGCUAUAAUGGGAGUUUCUCCUCCCAUGAGCUCGGUUGUGGUGGAAAAACAUCAUCCAGUCACAGUGCAAACCAUUCCUCAAGCUGCUGCAGCAAAAUAUCCCCGGACUAUUCAUCCUGAAAGUACUGCUUUGGCUUCCAGGUCUCUCGGGACCAGAUCAACUCACACUCAGUCUCUUGCGAGUGUUCACUCCAUCAAAGUGGUUGAUUAGAAUGGAUGUGUUCAUAUGAGGCUCUUUUAAGUCCUCUGGGUUUACCAAGGAUUAUAAGUCUUUAGUUUCACAUUUUUCCAGCGUGGACACAUGAUGCUCAUCUUUUCAAAAUCACAAGAGACUUUUUCAAGCCACACUAUCAUUUGUAACUAUAUGUAGGAUUAUUUUAAUGUUAUUUUUUAAUUUAAGCAAUUAAGUAAAACUUUUUUAAAUUAAAAAGAAACUGGACUAUAUUCUUUAAUAGAUUCAGCCUGUGGCUGAUUAUAUCAUCAAAGUAUAUAAAUUCUAUUCUCUAUAUUACUCCAAAAUUAAUCAUUUCCA